UUUUGCGCUGAUGACAAGUGACAAUGUCUAACCCCCACAUUGUUAAUGGCCCUACUUCACUAUAAAUUAAUCAAACUUCAACUUCCUUUUUUUAUUUUUGACCUUUCGUAGACACUACACUACUCUGGUUUUAAGGGAGACUGUUGUUGGUUGCAAAUUCCAAUUUUAUUUGGUUGCUUUGAUUGUGUUUUAAUAAUACUUCUCUUUCUUUAAAGGCAAAUGCUAUAUAUAGCCCUAAGGGCUAUAUAUAAGCAUUAAUUACAUAUUUGAUUCUCUUAUAGUUUCUAGAAAAUACUUAAUAUAACUGAUCAAUUGAUUUACCCAAUUACAUAAUAAAUGCUAUUCACAACAAUACUAAUAAUUACAAGUGAAAAUACAUGUUCCCAAUAAAAAAAAACUCAAUCAUCCUGCCUCAGUUUAGCUUCCCAGAACAGCUAUAUUAUGUACAAAACAAUACCGCAUAACAUUUUAUCUAUGGUGUUUCGACAACUGCUCGUGUUUCCCCUUCAAUUCAAGGUAUUACUUUUGCCAAAAGUCUAAUUUUUUUUAUUUUUUUUAAUCUUCUUUUGCAUAAUUGUAUAACUCAAGGUUAUAGAAUUUGUUUGAAUUUGUUUCUGCAUAAUCUCAAUUCAAUGAAACCCAUAUGAUGAGGUUUGGAUGAGAGGUGAUUGAUUUGAGAGUUGAAUUUUAAUGAAAAUACACAUUGAAUUAACUUCUGCCAUAUUGAAUAAUACCCAUGUGAUAACAUGAAAUUUGCCCUAAUUUUUUUGACGAAUUUUAUAAGGUUUAUCGAUUUGGGUAGUAGUGUAAAAUUUUGGGUAGUAAUAUAUACUUUCCUAUAUACUAUGUAUGCUAUUGUGAUGAUUUUUAAGAAGAUUCUAUAGCUUUUGUUUGAGAUUUUUCUAAUUAAUAUGCAAUAAGCUUUUUUUUUAAUAAAAGACUACUUAUUUUCAUGUUUAUAGAAUUUACAAUGCUUGAUGUUGAUUUGAAUGAACCUUUGAUUGAAGAGGAAAAUAAUGAUGAUGAACCUUUUAUUGGCCAAACCUUUGAGAGUCAAGAAGAGGCAUACGUCUUUUAUAACAAGUAUGCUAAACAACAUGGUUUUGUUGUUCGUAAAGAUCGUUCGGACACUAGGCAUGGUAGGACUAUCAGACGUGAUUUUUACUGUCAUUGCGGAGGGAAAAAACCUUUGAAGGUAGUUGAUUUUUCUAAACCUCAAAGAAAUAAGGAAUCAUCAAAAUGUGAUUGCAAAGCUCAUAUGCGAAUUACAUUGAAAAAAUGCUUUGAUAUAUUUCCAGAAGAAUGGCAUGUCACUAAGUAUUCCAAGCAACACAAUCAUGUAAUGUUGCCACCCGAAGCGAUGCGUUUUCUCCCGUCAAACAGGAACAUUAGUGGUGAAGAUGAGAAGAAAAUUUUGUUAUUAAAAGAGGCAGGACUAUCAGCUAGACAGAUAAUACGAGUCUUGGAGCUAGAAAAAAAUGUUGGACAUGGUGAACUACCAUUUAUUCAGAAAGAUGUUCGCAAUUUGUUUGGUCGAGUUAAGAGGUUGCUUGGAGCUAAUGAUUCCAAGAGUCUUUUAGAGUAUAUGAAAUCUACCAAUGAGGAAAAUAAUAAGUUUCAAUAUGCUUAUACAGUUGAUGGAGAAAGGAGGUUAGAAAACAUAUUUUGGUGUUCGGCUGAAAGUUUUGAUUGGUAUCAAAAAUAUGGUGAUGUAGUCGUGUUUGACACCACUUACAAAGUUAAUGCAUAUGACAUGCCUUGUGGAAUUUUUGUUGGAGUGGACAAUCAUGGAAGGACUAUUUUAUUUGGGUGUGCACUCCUCCGCAAUGAAACAACUUCUACUUUUUCAUGGUUAAUGAAGGUAGCUCUUGCUGUUCAAGAAAUUUGCCAAGGACAAUCACAUAGCAAUAUGGUUGCUACUCUCAGACCCAUUAGCAUGAAAACAAAGUCACCAUUGGAAGGUCAGGCUUUUGAAGUCUUCACUUCAUUUGCUUUCAAAAAGUUUCAAGAUGAAUUAAUAAAAGCAAGUCAAUAUUCUAUAAUCCAAAUAGAAGGUAAUGUAUGUACCGUAAGAUAUUAUGAAGGGGAAAAGGGUAUAAAUCGUAGAGUUUUUUUGGAUGGAAUAACAAUGUCAUGCAGUUGCAAAAAUUUCGAAUUUUGGGGUAUAAUUUGUCGUCAUAUAUUUCGAGUGUUGUUGCAUAAUGAUUGUUUCAAGAUCCCUUCCUCCUACCUACCUCUACGAUGGCAUUGUGAUAGGUUGCAACCUACAGUUGAAAAUCAAGAAAUAAUAAGUGAAGCCAUGAUAUUGGAGGAAGAAUCCGAAACUGUACACAAUGACAUUGGAGUCGGUGGAGAUGAUGUACUGUGUCCCCCUAAAUCCAAAACAAAGGGACGUCCACCAAAGAAGCGUGAGAGGGGUGGAAAAGAGUCCGGAAAGAAGAAAACUAAAUGUUGUUCUAUAUGCAAGCAACCCGGUCAUACUAAACCAACCUGUCCUAAUAAGGAAAAUAUAUUUUCUUUGAAUGAUACGAAUGAAGGUACUUCUUCUGCAACACAAAAAAAAACAAAAGAAGAUGGCAGCUGAUUUAGGAUUAAAUCCUAUUUUUACUUUGAAGUUUUAGGUGGUCUCAUUGAAAAAUUAUGACAAAAGACGUCUACAAAAAUUUUGGACAUCAAGAUGUGUCAUGAAGACGGAACUUUGUUUUUUAUAUUUUUUUUUGGACGGUUGUAACCGGUAGAUUAAACCAGAAAUGUUUUUUUUUAAGAAAGUGGAAAACAAAUUAUGUGGAGUUUAUAAUCAGUUUUACAAUAUUAUGUUAGUGGUUUUUUACUGUCUUCCAAAAAUACUUAGUUUCAAUGCAUUAUUAAAUGUAGUGUCAUGACAAUUUAUUCUAUCAACAACACUACAUUAAAUGAUUAUUUUUUUUAAUUCAAUAAUAAUGUUAAA
Molecule: messenger RNA, 2947 nt
Organism: Chenopodium quinoa (quinoa)
Lineage: Eukaryota; Viridiplantae; Streptophyta; Magnoliopsida; Caryophyllales; Amaranthaceae
Product: protein FAR1-RELATED SEQUENCE 11-like
Exons: 3
Coding region: 953-2584 (543 amino acids)
Biological process (GO): regulation of DNA-templated transcription
Molecular function (GO): nucleic acid binding; zinc ion binding
Source: RefSeq, a predicted model, not a curated record